Phaedon cochleariae (mustard beetle) is the source of this 1165-nucleotide messenger RNA. Lineage: Eukaryota; Metazoa; Arthropoda; Insecta; Coleoptera; Chrysomelidae. The record is from the annotation of a GenBank genome assembly.
CUGAUGCCUUAUCUAGUUGUAAAUGAUCUAAGAAAGAGAUAUUCUGCAAAAUGAUUGACGUGAAUGUGCAUCUGUCAUUGUCGCUAUCUGUCAUUGUCGUUAAACGACCUUGUUGCACUUACAGAGUCGUCACCUGAGUUUAUAAACGUCAAAAAAUGUGAAAGGCAAAGUAGAUUUUGUGAAAAUCGAGAAAUGGUGGAAAGUGAUACCUUUGAAAAUAAACAAAACGACACACAGGCUGAAGAUGAUGUUCGUAGGAAAGAAAAAAUGGAACGAGAAGAGUACAUGGAAAAACUGAAGAAAUGGCUUGACGAUGCUAGGUUAUGGCAUUACAAUAUUUGUGCAGGACUUCCAGUUCACAGUGGUGAUAACAGUACGAUCCCAGAUGAUACAAUUCACCAAGUACCAAACGUAUAUGCUAACUUAACACAUUUGAAUUUAUGGAACCAGAAUGCACAGAACCUUUUUCAACAGAGAUUUCUUUUCAAUGGUCCUGACAACAGAAAUUUACAAAAUGUUUUUCAGACAGGUACUCAUAUAUUCCAACAAAAUCCAACACCUAGUACAUAUGAAUUUGUGAUACCACCAUUAUGGAAGAGAGCAAUUGCAGAACUCAUGGAUUUCUUACUUUUGUUUCUCUUUAAAAUGGCUCUAACAUUUGUACUCUUGGAAAGUUUUGAUAUAAUAGGUAUGGGAUUUUAUGGAUUUGAAUUAUUUCAAAAGAAUUUGGAAAAUCCACAAGUGGCAAUGCCAAUGGCUAUGGAAUUAUUAACUCUGGAAUUACUUCACCGCAUUGUUGUUUGUGCAUAUGAGACCUAUUUUCUCCAAGGACGAUUUUUUGCUACACCAGGAAAGAGGUACAUGGGAUUGAUGGUCAUAACAGCAGAAAGCAUAACACCUGUGCCUGGUAGAUUGACAGAAACUAUUGUAGCUACAGGUGCAACUCCUUUAGGAUGGCAUAAAUCACUGACCCGCUCUGCCUUGAAAAACUUGUUUGUGGGAUUAUUUCUACCAAUGUGUGUGGCAUUUUAUAUUUUCCCUCAUAACCGUACUGGAUAUGACAUGAUGUCCAAUAGUGUGGUGGUUGAGUAUCAUCAAGAAUUCAUGUUGUAUAAUGCUAUUUGAACUGUUGAUAUGGCCAAAAUAUAUGUGAUAUGUUGUUUUC